AUGAUUUUGGAUCGCGAGACCCACCAUAAGCACCAUGUCGGGGGAUCAAUUCAGGAUAUUCGCUUGACUCAAUCAACCCCAAGCUCAACUACUGCCUCUGUUACGAAGCUCCUCCGUAGAUCCAGCUCCACCUGUUCUGGUAAUAGUGAAUUCGGUUCAUGUGCUCUUCCUACCCAAAACCAAACAUUGCCAAUCGUUCUAGGUGUUACAAUUCCUGUAGUCUUUGCUAUCUGCUUGCUGGUAUACCUUCACUUCAGACAUUUGAAAAGAUUGAAAAUGGAAGAAAUUGCCGACAAGGAUAUUGAUGUUGAUAUGGAUGAUUAUGACACUAGCCUAGCCAACCAUCAACCAGUACAGCCACCCAAUGAAAAAUUUAAUAGAUACCCCGACCAAUCGUCUACACGUAGAGGCUCAAUGGAGACUACGAGCAACUCAAUCAACCCCGAUAAUCCAUUUUAUGCGAGAGCACCCUAUAUGAUGCACCCAGAGCUUACCAGUUCAAAGCACUCUUUAGAGGAGUAUUCUCGUUCCUUGCAUACAAUGAUGGACUCAAAUGUAUACCCUAGUAACACAUCUAUUUACUCAUCGAACAGUGGUUCCAGACCAAUUUCUCCCAAGUUUCCAUUCCGUCGUGACGAAAGCCCUGUACCCAGUACGCGCCUAAACAGCAACCUGGGGGUCGAACAACGCCAGUCAGGUUCUUCAGGAACGUCUUAUAUUUCGUCGGAUAGAACAGACAAAGGUAAUUCGAUGGUUAGUCCUCCUUCUACAGUUGCAUAUUCCCCAGAUACUGCUAGCAAUCCCAUGCUCCAACAACAAAUGAAACUCGAGGAGCAAAUAACUUCUGCAAUGCCUACACCUCCAGAACGUGCUUAUCAUAGAGAAUCAGUCAACGAUGACAACAAUCACAAUUCUUCAAGAGACAGUAUACGAUACAGCCAAGAAUUUAAAACUAGGGUUCUGAGCCAUGCUGAACUACCAGACCACAAUUUUGAUGAAUCAAAAAAUAGUUUUUCUUUUGAGCAAGAAGAAUCUGGCGAAUCGAUUGAGUCAAACAGGGGAGAUUUAGAUCGCAGUCUCACAAAACAAUUCGAGCGAGUCAAAUCUAUUUACAGGGAGUACAUGCCUGAUUCUCCUGAAACAACCCCAGUCCUCGGUUUAUCAAAUGAAGAUAUCGAGAGCCAGCCCUUAGAAAACUCUGUUGAAGCUCACCAUGAACGUGCUGACUUGCAAUUUGAACAGCGAUCUAUGGACCUCCAUGAGCAAUCAUUCGAGUCGCAAGGCAAUCAUGAUACGCCAUCCUCUAGCGCACAAGUCUAUAGAAAUGGGCAACAUGAACAGCAUUACGAGGCAUCGCACCCUGAAUCAUAUGACGAUUCUUUACCACAAGGACAAGAUGAAUUUUCAAAUGAAUACGGUCAGGGUAAUUAUUCAGAACAGCAUACUUCCUUUCAGCAACAGUACCCUGUUCAUCCGGAACAGUAUCCCAAUGCAUAUCGUCACAAUAACCUAGGUUCACCACUUUCACCAUAUCAAGGUCACACUGGCAGUGUUUCUCCUAAUUACAAUAGGACUUAUACUGCAUCGCCCGAGCCAUCACGGCAAGUCACUCCUCUAACGGAUUUGGCAAAACUGCCCGUCCCUCAUAAUCUCGACGAACAUGACUCGCCCCUUGCAUAUGCUCCUCAAAGACGCCAUAAUAAAGGAGCAGCUUCCCCUAUCCCUGCAUUUAAUCCACUCAAUAAUUGGUCUAAUGAAGAUGUUGGCUUGCCUAGUCCUCACGAAUUGCGGAAGAGUGUCGCUUUAAUGAACUUUGCACCUCCUAAAAAAUUCGUUGGCGCUGGCAGCAGCGCAGGCAAUAGUAGAGCCGGCAGCUUGGCUUCGUCUGUGUCUUCUCCUACUGGCCAGUGGGGUGCUUCGUCACCGCUACCAGUGUCCCUUAAGGCCCGUCCUUCAUCGCAAUUAGUUCCAGAUGCCAAGGACACUCAAAUGCUACGUCCUCAAAUGGAUAUGCGAUAA
Molecule: messenger RNA, 2019 nt
Organism: Sugiyamaella lignohabitans
Lineage: Eukaryota; Fungi; Ascomycota; Dipodascomycetes; Dipodascales; Trichomonascaceae
Exons: 1
Coding region: 1-2019 (672 amino acids)
Source: RefSeq, a predicted model, not a curated record